UCUCGUUUCAUCUUUCAUUUCUUUCUCGUGUUCUCAAAUCAGAGCUUAUUCAUUUCAAAUUACUCAAAGUCUUGGAGUUGAGACACAUAGAGAUUUAUAAUUUCCCUCUACAGAUACUAAGCCUCAUCUGGUUGAGGUACCUAUCAUUGCAAUGCCGUGAGAAUUUAGACAUACCUCCAGAAAUUUGUAGGUUAUGGAAUCUGCAGACAUUCAUUGUUCAAGAGGUGCAGACAUUCAUUGUUCAUGGGCCUAGUCGAAUAGUUAAAAUAACUUUUCCUGAGGAAAUUUGGGGACUAAUGCAAUUGAGGCAUCUCAAACUGCCCAGAUUUUAUUUGCCAGAUUGCCCAAGUGAAUCUGUUGACAAAAUAAGGCACUUGGAUUUUUCAAACUUACAAACUAUUGCUUACUUGUCUGCACGUUGUUGCACGAAGGAGGUUAUUUUGGGGAUUCAACAUGUCAAAAAAUUAGGAAUCGUACAAGAUGAGAAUGACUAUGGAUGUUUCCGGGACGCAGGACUUUUCAACAAUGUGCAUCAACUUGAAACAUUAAGUUUACUAUAUUUGCAUAAUAGGCUUAUUCCAGCAAGUGAAAAAGCUUUCCCAGCAACGCUCAAGAAGUUGAAGUUGAAAAGAACUUUUCUAAGUUGGUCGUGCUUGGACAUCAUAGCUGAAUUGCCUAACCUUGAGGUGCUGAAGCUGAUGGCUGAUGCAUGUCAU
Messenger RNA from Capsicum annuum, 716 nucleotides. RefSeq lists its product as uncharacterized. Gene Ontology annotation, biological process: protein folding. Gene Ontology annotation, molecular function: alpha-tubulin binding. Lineage: Eukaryota; Viridiplantae; Streptophyta; Magnoliopsida; Solanales; Solanaceae. The transcript has a single exon. The record is from RefSeq and is a predicted model, not a curated record. The annotation marks the transcript as partial.